AUGGAAAUUGUGUUAGUGGAGACUUCCCUCCGUUUCCACGUACCAGAAGGCAUUACCUAUGUCAAGGAGGGAAAUGAGACAAUACUGUUACUCAUUAAUCUGAAUUUGACACAGGAGAAAUCUUCUCAUCCAGGUUCCCACGACUCCUUCAGUUUUUACAUCGAUGAAGCCUCACCAGUUGGGCCGGAGCAGCCUGAGACUGUGCAGAACUUUGUCUCUGUGUUUGGCACAGUGGCCAAGAAGCUGAUGAGGAAGUGGUUGGCGACACAGACCAUGAACUUCAUCACCCAGCUGGAGGCAGGCAUCCGCUUCUUUGACCUCCGCAUAUCCACCAAACCCAGAGACCCCGACAACGAGCUCUACUUUGCACACGGCCUGUUCAGCGCCACCGUACGCGAAGGCCUGGAGCAGAUCAGCACCUUCCUGGCCUCCCAUGCUCGUGAGGUUGUGUUCCUGGACUUCAACCACUUCUACGGCGUACAGAACCUCCAUCACGAGAAGCUGGUCCAGAUGCUGCGCACCAUCUUCGGGGACCGACUCUGUCCGGUAGUGUUUGCUCAAGAGGUAAGCCUGAAGUACCUCUGGGAGAAAGAGUAUCAGGUGCUGGUCUUCUAUCACAAUCCCAUGGCUCUGGAGGUUCCUUUCCUGUGGCCUGGUCAGAUGAUGCCUUCUCCUUGGGCCAAUACCACAGAUCCCGAGAAGCUCAUCCAGUUCCUUCAAGCCUCAGUAAAGGAUCGGAGACGCAAGGGCACCUUUUUUGUGUCCCAAGUGGUUCUCACUCCUAAAGCAAGCACCGUCAUGAAGGGUGUCACCAGCGGUCUGAGGGAGACCAUCACAGAGAGGGCUCUUCCUGGCAUGAUGCAGUGGAUCCGCUCACAGCGACCAGGGGAAAAUGGAGUAAACAUCAUCACGGCCGAUUUUGUGGAGCUGGGGGAAUUUAUCAGCGCCGUUAUCACUCUCAACUACUACCUGGAUGAUGAGGAAGAGAAUGCCACCUGAACCUCCCCAUUUCCCACAUUGCUUGUGGUAUCAUUUACUUGCUCCCUCUCUCUCCAUAUUUUUAUGUUUUAUUGAUUUUUAUUUAUCUUUUGGAUCAUAGAGGCUGUGUCCGUCUGACAUUUUUAGGGCUAAUGGAAACCAUGAGAAUGAAAGUAGAGACCAGACACGGUCAGGUGGAAUAAUUUCAGGUUUUGUCUGAGGAUGAACAGGGGCAGAUGGUGAAUUAAUUUCUUUCUGGGCAAAAAAAGGUGACUGGCCUUUUCCCAUGUUUCUCUGUUUUCAAUCUGUGGACUACUAGUUUCUGAUCCACAUGCUCAAAACCUUGAUAAGUUCUGCCCAAAUUCUGCUUCUGAUCAAAGUAACAGUAAAAUUAACUCAUUUCAUGGGAAUAAAUAUCGUUUGUACAGUGAAUGUGAUGCUGAAUCUAUUGUAGGUUUAUUUCUAGUGGUCAUAGUAACUUGUAUGAUUGUCGAGUUGUAAAUACUUGUAAACCUGUUGAAUUGUAACUUUGCUCACUAUUUGUCAUGCCCAAACAUACGUCAAGAGUUGAGGUUCCCUUUGGGGCCUCGGCCCGGUCUUACGAUGUUGAAGAAGUGAACUAUUAGAUGUUUGUAUUCAGAACCAAAAAUUCCAAUUGUAUGUAACAGCAUUUUUGCCUUUCUGCCGUUAUCAACACUAAUAAGUGAGGCUUUGUAUCUACAUUUUUGUAGUCAUCCUUUACUUUAUCCAAGAGAUUAUUUUAUAUAUCCGUGAAUAACAAAAAUAUUCUUUGCAUUUGCACUGCUGUGACUAUGGACUGUUAAAGAGUGGCCACUGAAGUUGCAGACCCCCCCCCCCACC
Messenger RNA from Cyprinus carpio (common carp), 1839 nucleotides. Its product is annotated as PI-PLC X domain-containing protein 3. Gene Ontology annotation, molecular function: phosphoric diester hydrolase activity. The coding region runs from base 1 to 999 and encodes 332 amino acids. Lineage: Eukaryota; Metazoa; Chordata; Actinopteri; Cypriniformes; Cyprinidae. Gene Ontology annotation, biological process: lipid metabolic process. Gene Ontology annotation, cellular component: synapse. The transcript is spliced from 3 exons. The record is from RefSeq and is a predicted model, not a curated record.